Anopheles merus is the source of this 2267-nucleotide messenger RNA. RefSeq names its product pancreatic triacylglycerol lipase-like. The transcript has 5 exons. The record is from RefSeq and is a predicted model, not a curated record. Lineage: Eukaryota; Metazoa; Arthropoda; Insecta; Diptera; Culicidae. Gene Ontology annotation, molecular function: triacylglycerol lipase activity. Gene Ontology annotation, biological process: lipid metabolic process. The coding region runs from base 443 to 2071 and encodes 542 amino acids.
UGAAACACUGUUUACGACCAUACCUUUACUGGAAUAGUCUCUUUCGCUCUUUUUCUCGGAUGUCGUUGAAAGUCGCGUUUGUUUCUAGGACUCGCUUGCCGGAGCUCCAAACCCCGCUCUUAUCAGUGGUCUUUGUCUCCGUGCGCGAUCGGCUUCAAUCGGCUGUGAGCUGCCCCAACCCCUACGGAGCAGAUUGAUUUCAGCUGAAUCGAAACGUCAACAGUGGUUUGUGUGUGUGUGUGUGUGUGUGCUUUUUGCUCUUUUUUUGUUCGCUCCUGCCGACCGAACUAAUUGCGAUGACUGCGGGCCGGUGUGGCAGCCGGCCUUCGCCUUUAGUCGGGUGGAGGACACUCACGCGCUCGGUGUUGGUUUGGAACGAGCAGUUACAGUGGACUGGCAAGGUGUGCAAAACACAAGUGGGCUCCACAGCACAAUCAAAACGAUGGAGAUAAGCAACACCACCGGGUUUCUGCUGCAGACCAUCCUCUGGAUGGCAAACCAUGAGUACAACAACUCGCUGAUCAAUGUGAUACACAAUCAAACGCUCAGUGCGGAUAGCAACAAGACGAGUGGUGAGUUCUCACUGGCGGAAGACGUGCGCUGCUACGGUGUGUACGGCUGCUUCCCGAUUACGCCGCCCUGGAUCGACGAGAAGCGCCCCGUCGCGUACCAUCCGCAGUCGCCGGCGACGGUGGACGUGCGGUAUCCGGUGUUUAUCAAGCCGAACACCGAUCAUCCGAAGUUUAUCGACAUCAACGAUCCGGCCAGCGUGCGGCAUCUCGGCAUCAAUCCCAAGGGGCGCAUCUACUUCAUCACGCACGGCUACAUCGAGUCGGGUGAUCGACCAUGGAUCCGGCAGAUGGUGAACGCACUGAUCGAGAACGAUCCGGACCGGACGGCCAGCUGCGUCGUGAUCGACUGGCGCAAGGCGUCGAACCCACCGUACACGCAAACCUGCGCCAACAUUCGGCUGAUCGGGGCCAUCACGGCGCACGUGAUCUACUUGCUCUAUGAGGAGCUGAACAUGAAGAACCUGGACAAGGUGCACCUGCUGGGCCACUCGCUCGGGUCGCACCUGUGCGGGUACGCCGGGUACCAUCUGCAGAAGGACUUCGGGCUAAAGCUGGGCCGCAUUACCGGGCUCGAUCCGGCCGAGCCACUGUUCUCCGAUACGGAUCCGCUGGUGCGGCUCGACCGCAGCGACGCCAAGUUCGUGGACGUGAUCCACUCGGACGGUUCGGAGUGGGUGAGCAAGGGUGGGCUGGGGAUGUAUCAGCCUAUCGGGCACGUCGACUUCUACCCGAACGGGGGGUACAAUCAGCCCGGCUGCAGCGAUCCGAUGAACAAGUUCAUCCGCAAGCACGACGACUCGUUCUUCUGGGGCUUUCAGGAGUUCUUCGGCUGCAACCAUCUGCGGUGCCACCAGUUCCUGACGGACAGCAUACUGCACCGGUGCCCGUUCGUGGGCAUCGGGUGCGAAUCGUACGCACAGUUUCUGCGCGGCGAAUGCUUCGAGUGCGACCGGGACGGGCACUACUGCGUCGAGUUUGGGCUGAAGGCACAGGAAAGCUACAGCCGGCUGAUCGAGAACGGUGUGAUAAAGGAUCCGAACGCUCCGCUGAGUGUUUACAUGAUUACGGGCGCUGAGCCACCGUACUGCCGAUCGCACUUCCGCAUCACGAUGAGCGUUUCCGACGAGGAGGAGAGCCUCAUACACGGGGGCGAGAUUGGCAAGAUGUCGUUCGAGCUGCACGGCGAGGGCGGCGUGCGGUCGGGCAAGAUGGACUUCUCCAAGGAUCCGGUGUACUUCGAGCCGGGCGGUAACUACUCCGCCAUCAUGGCCGGGUCGCACGUCGCCAAGCUGCUGAAGGUGAUGCUGACCUGGGAGUAUCGGACGAAUCCGCUCAACCCGCUCACCUGGCGCCUGCUGGUGGUGCCGCGCGUGUACGUGCAGCGCAUUCGCAUCCAGCUGAUGGAGCAGCGCACCAGCGUGGUGGUGUGUCCGCUGAACGAUGCACCGGUCCGGGCCGAUCAGGAGAAUGAGUUCAAGAGUGAGUACUGCCGGUCCUGAAGCGGCCCCAAAGCAAGCUCUCUUCCGAUCGUGAUGGUUGAGAUUGCUUUAUCGAGCAUAAUGUGAAGUUGUACCUUUCAGUUAGACAAAACAAAGUUUUGAUUGGCAAUUAGGAUUAGAGAUAUGUUAAACGACAUAAGCAAUGUGCUGGAUGGAGCGUAUGAAUUUGCAAUAAAAAGUCAUUCCGAGCACGUAA